GUCUUUCACCGGCAACAUCACAAUGAUUGCAUCGAAAAGGGAAAGCGAAUAACUGUUUCUCAACCACUUCUCUCUUUCUCUCUCUCUCUGUGUGCGCACUGCUGUAUCAUGAACAGCGGUGCCUCCUCGAGCAACGCUCCGGCCCCUCCGCGGGAUCCGGUGGCGAUGUGGUCGAAACUGAAGUUUCUCGCUCUCCAAGCAUUCACCGUCAGCUGCAUUGACUUCGUCUCGCGCUUGAAAAGCGUCCUCACCGGUCAAGUCUGGCGAGCCGAAGAGACCCACGUUUACGGCUCCACGCAGGUGAGUUCUUUCUUCCAGCUGGACAAAGUCGAUGGCGUGCGCUACACCGGCCCUGCUUACAGCGGACACGUGAGCACCAUCCUCUGCGCCUUCCGACCGCACCGCCACAUCCCCUACGAGCGCGUGAGCCACCCAGGCGGGGACGGCAACCCAAUGUGCGUAGACUGGUACCUCGCGGCGGACGUGCAAAAGGCAAAGGGGGCUUUUAUUAUCAUUCCCGGCCUGGCCUCGUGGUCGGGGACCAACUACAUUGAGCACUUUGUGUGGUUUGCCCACGAGCACGACUUCCACUGCUGUGUCUUCAACUCGCGUGGCAUGGGUGACACCCCGAUCGAGACGCCGCGCCUCAUGUCGGCGAAGUGGACGGACGACCUCCGUGCCGUUAUGCGAGACGGUCCGCUCUCCCGUGCUGCGAUUGAGCAGCGGUGCAGACGGGGCAUUCCCGUGGUCGGUAUCGGCUUCAGUUUGGGCGGCGUCAUCUUGUGUAAGUACAUGGGGGAGGAGGGCCAGGCGGGUCGGCAGUCCGCCCUCGACGCGGUGAUGAUUGUGAACUCCCCGCUGGACUGCAUCGACUCGAGCAGUCGCCUGGAGAGCGGCAUUGAGCGCAUCGUCUACCAGCCGAGCAUGCUGAGUGGGUUGACGGCGUACGCACGGCGCCACGCGAAGGUGUUGAAGGACCUUCCUGGCCUGGAAAUCGGCGUGCGGGCCGCCUUUGCAAAGUGUCAGUACGACGCAAUCCUGUCGCCGAUGAAGACAAUCCGCGAUUUUGACAAGGUGAUCACCGCCCCCACGCUGGGAUUUGCGACGCCGGAGGAUUACUACCACCACAUUUCUCCCAUCGAGUGGCUUCCCCACUUCACGGUGCCGGUGCUCUGCGUGAGCGCAUUGGACGAUCCUGUCUGCGGUCCUCCGCCCAUGGACACGCUUGAGAAGAUGAUGGCGACGAACACAAACGUGGCGCUGCUGACCAUUCCACGUGGCGGUCAUCUCGGCUACAUCUGCUCCAUGCACGACGAGUGGAUCGGCAAGGAGUCCUUCGCCGAAAUGGUUUUGUUUGGCAUCGCUGCGAACAUCACCGUGAGGCGUUGA
Molecule: messenger RNA, 1389 nt
Organism: Leptomonas pyrrhocoris
Lineage: Eukaryota; Euglenozoa; Kinetoplastea; Trypanosomatida; Trypanosomatidae
Exons: 1
Coding region: 109-1389 (426 amino acids)
Molecular function (GO): short-chain carboxylesterase activity; monoacylglycerol lipase activity
Source: RefSeq, a predicted model, not a curated record